AUGGGCAACCAGAUCAAUGGACGCAGCUCGCCCUUACCACUCGAUUGCGCAGCUAUGCAGGAUGGAUUGAAUAGCAGCAUCAAUAUCGCGCCACUGGACCAAAGAAAACAAAAUUCAGCUCAGCGACCAGAUUCACUCGUAACUCAGGUGUACAACUAUCUCGACCUGGGAAGCCCAGUGGUAGCAUGGAACUUCGACGAAGAGCUCAGCAGUAUCAGCGGUAUACCAGUGCAGCAGCUACGUAAAGACGACUGCAUAUCAACCAGCCUAGGAAGGCCACCUUACCAGGGCAGUGGGACUGCCCAAGCACAGAAGUCCCCGCGCUGGCAGGCUUUAAAACUGUAUAUCCAGGCGUGGGACGCACUGCAGGAGCAGAACAACACAUCAACACCCCUCGAGUGA
Messenger RNA from Microdochium trichocladiopsis, 402 nucleotides. RefSeq lists its product as uncharacterized. Lineage: Eukaryota; Fungi; Ascomycota; Sordariomycetes; Xylariales; Microdochiaceae. Bases 1 to 402 code for a protein of 133 amino acids. The record is from RefSeq and is a predicted model, not a curated record. The transcript is spliced from 2 exons.